ACCGAGCAAAACCGGAAGUGGGCGGCAGCCCUCCCCUUCCCGGACACCCCGCCCAAGAUGGCGGACCUCCACCGCCAACUGCAGGAGUAUCUGGCGCAGGGGAAAGCGGGCGGGCCGGCAGCCGCCGAGCCGCUCCUCGACGCGGGAGAGGCAGAGGAGCCCACGGCCGGGGCCGGGCCGGCGGGGGCGUGGCUCGGCCGCGCGGGCCUGCGCUGGACGUGGGCGCGGAACUCCGCGGAGCCGACGACGGCGGCGGGACCGACGUGCAUGCCGAGCGUGACGCGCGCUCAGCGGCUGGCGGCGAGCGGCGUGUGCUUGCUGCUGGCCGCGCUCUGCUUCGGCCUGGCCGCACUCUACGCCCCAGUGUUGCUGUUGCGCGCCCGCAAGUUCGCGCUGCUGUGGUCGCUGGGCUCGGUGCUGGCGCUAGCGGGCGGCACGCUCCUGCGAGGCGGUGCGGCGUGCGGACGCCUGCUGCGCGGCGAGGAGGCGCCGUCGCGGCCCGCGCUGCUCUACGUGGCCGCGCUGGGCGCUACGCUGUACGCGGCGCUGGGUCUGCGCAGCACGUUGCUCACGGCGCUGGGCGCCUGCGCGCAGGUGGCUGCGCUGCUCGCCGUGCUGUUGGGUUUGCUGCCCCGCGGCGCGGGCACCGCGCUGCGCAUGGCGCUUCGGCGCCUGGGACCGGGCGCCACCCUCACCAAGGCGCUCCCCGUGUGAGAGGCCUGGGGCCCGCGCCGUCGGAAAGGACGCAGAGUCCGGCCCCGGGACGCGCCGUCGGGAGACCACACGGAGCCGGCCCAGGGGCCCAGCGCUCGCCAUGCCAAGGACUGCGCCCGCCUUUCCCAGAGCGCGCGGGGCAAAGGCUGCUCCUUUACUGUGCCAGCGAAAUCUGUAAACUGAGCAGCAGUUGUAAAACAGACAUGAGCUGUUUCGGAAGCUCCUCAAGUUCAGCGUUUUGUGCUAUACUCAGCAGCAAGUGCUAUGAGAACUAAAUUUUGUCCUUGAGUUGGUGACAUACUGUGAAGCAUUUAUGAUAAAUUGCUUUUGCGUUAACCGUGGUCUUAGUUUACACUCAGUUGAAAAAGAAAAAGAACACUAGCUCUUCCGUUUUAAUUAACUGCCCUUAUUACUUUUCUCAGACUUCUGUUCCACGUUUUGUCACUUUAAAAAAUCCAGUGGUAGACUGUAGUAGCUUAGCUACAGUAAACUUGUUCUCUUCGGCUCUUGGAAAUUAUUUUUCCGUAUUCUUCAAUGUGAGUGGAUACAUAAGAGUUAUUAAAAUAAAUACAGACUUUAGUCACCGGAAUUUUUAAAAGUACUUUAGUUAAGACGGUUUAUCUCAGUUUUUUCUUUCAGUGGAGUUGUAAACAUGGUACCUUAUAAAAUUAAAGGAAAAUUGAUUCUGUAUUAGAUGAGGAAAGCGAUGGACCAAGAAGCGUCCUGUAAGAAAUACCCAGUAAGGUGCGUGUAAACGCUGUGAGAGGUCCGUGGGCAGAACUGGGCUAGGGGACUCCUGGGAGACACAUGAUUCUACGUGCGAUUUCCCUAUUUGAUGGAAACCAUGGAUUUCUACAAGGCCUAAUUAUUUUCAUUCCUAAUUUUAUGAUCUGCUUUUUAACUAUAGUUUACACUUUACAGUCUGAUCUUCAUGCAAUGUAAGAUGCUUUUCACAUCUAAUUGCCAAAUUUCCUUCGUUUUAGGUUUAGCACUUAAUUUUGUUUAGGACCUUCUUACUUACCUUAAUUUAUUGCCAGAAAGUAUGGGCUCAAUAUUCUGAGGAGUCCAGAAAACUACAUGUUUUGUCACUAGCUGUAUAUUAACUAGGAAGUAAACUAUUUAAAAUGUUUAAAUCCUACGCCAGUGGUUCUCCGUUCACAUGAGAAUUACUUGACGACUCAAACCUCAGAUCAACUCAGUCUGUCUCUGCGGGGCUGGGGGUGGGAGCCACGCAUCAGCAUUUUUUUUUGAGCUCUCCAGAUGAUUCCUUUCCCAGCUAAGGUUGUGAACCACUUUUCUGUAUGUUGGAUUGCACGAUUUGAAAAUAAUUGUCUCCUGGGGCUGGAUUCCAGUGUUGCCGAAACUGGGUGUCAGGCAGCAGUCGAGCCUUGCCCCUUUGUCCAACCUCAAAAUUUAGAUUUUUAUCAGUGUCCUAAGCCCUGCUCCAAGAAGUGGACACUAAAGUGACCAACAUCCACACUGUAGACUUACCCCAACCCCCCAUAUUCUCUAAGAAUGCUCCCUUGUUCCCCUCUCAGUAAAUAGGGUUACCUACCUCAAGAGGAACAACCAAGGGGGUGUUUGUAAAAGCAAAUCCACUGUUUUGGGGGAGUGAUUUUUUUGACUGGAAAACUUGUACCAUUGGCUGCUCUUUCUACCCCCUUGUUAAAUCUGCAUUCUAGUUCUAAAUUUCUCUACAGUUUGCAUGGCUGAAGAUUUCACAGUGUUGACUUUUAUGUUCAUGCUACUGUAUUUUUAAAAACUGUUUUCCCAACAUUUUUUCAAGAAUUCACUGUUUGGAAAUCUAAGCUUUAAUAAAAUUCAAAGCACAACAUCUGGUAUGUAUUUUGACAGUGAUACUUUAAAAUGCAUCACCUACUAAGUAAUGCAUUGCUAAGUAAUUAAUCAAUAUGUAAUGCUGAGUUUUCAGUUUUCUCUAAAUGAAUUCAUUCUCAAAAUGUGA
Globicephala melas (long-finned pilot whale) is the source of this 2677-nucleotide messenger RNA. RefSeq names its product SFT2 domain containing 3 (gene SFT2D3). The record is from RefSeq and is a predicted model, not a curated record. NCBI's taxonomy places the organism in Eukaryota, Metazoa, Chordata, Mammalia, Artiodactyla, Delphinidae. Gene Ontology annotation, cellular component: membrane. Gene Ontology annotation, biological process: vesicle-mediated transport.